Molecule: messenger RNA, 1031 nt
Organism: Hypoxylon trugodes
Lineage: Eukaryota; Fungi; Ascomycota; Sordariomycetes; Xylariales; Hypoxylaceae
Product: ubiquitin-like protein
Exons: 1
Coding region: 108-932 (274 amino acids)
Biological process (GO): mRNA splicing, via spliceosome; protein modification process
Cellular component (GO): cytoplasm; nucleus
Molecular function (GO): protein tag activity
Source: RefSeq, a predicted model, not a curated record
GUUUACUUAAUUUUCUUUUUCCAGCCCCAAUCUUUCCAGCUUUCGCAAUUACUUCCACACAAUUGAACCUAUUAAUACAUUCGUGAACUUGAAUGCGAUAAACUCCGAUGUCGGACAAACCUACAUCCCCGCGUCCUUCGCGAGGCGACUCACCACCGCCUCGGAAACGAAGCAGAAGCAAUGACGAUCGAAGCCAAUCUCCACGCCGCGAACGCGACAGACGAGAAAGAGAUAGCUACCGAAGAAACGACAAUUACCGUUCACGCGACAAUGAUAGAAAUCGAGAUUCGAGACGCGACUCAUGGAGAGACCGACGAGACCGUGAUAGAGACGAUUCCGAUCGAGUAGGACGAGGUGGCGAUCGCGAAGAGAGGGACUCGGAUCGAAGGGAUACAGAUAAGAAUGAGGGUAGAGAUCGAGACCGGCCCCGGCCGAAGAAGGGCUUUGGAGGUUUUAAGUACAAGGAUAAGCGACGGGACGAAUUGGAUGAUAGGAAUGACGAUCGUCGCGGUGGCUCGUUCCGUGGAUAUCGAAACCGCUCGCCAUCCCCGCGUCGCCGAGAUAGAGAUCGUGACCGCGAUCGUGCUCGAGAUUCCGGAACCUCUUCGUCUAAGAAGUCCAAGUCUAAGUCCAACACCGAGGAUACAUCUCAACCCCCCGUUCGAGCACCCGCUGCGCCUACAGGCGGUGGUGAGGAGAUGAUUAUUGUCCACGUCAACGACCGCUUAGGCACCAAAGCAGCUAUCCCGUGCUUCGCUUCGGACCGCAUAAAGGAGUUCAAGAUCAUGGUCGCCGCACGUAUCGGACGAGAGCCUCACGAAAUCCUAUUGAAGAGACAAGGGCAACGGCCAUUCAAGGAUAUGCUAUCCCUCGCCGAUUACGAGAUUAGCAACGGAGUCCAGCUGGAUUUGGAGGUCGACACUGGCGAUUAAGUACGAGAUUAAGUCACCUGGGGAUUAUAAGAGUCACAAUGGAAGAUCGAAUACGGCUUAUGUUAUCAUUGCCCUUCCACUCUAUAGAUACCCGUUUUA